Messenger RNA from Colletotrichum higginsianum IMI 349063, 963 nucleotides. Its product is annotated as Alpha beta hydrolase fold protein. The record is from RefSeq and is a predicted model, not a curated record. Bases 1 to 963 code for a protein of 320 amino acids. The transcript has a single exon. NCBI's taxonomy places the organism in Eukaryota, Fungi, Ascomycota, Sordariomycetes, Glomerellales, Glomerellaceae.
AUGCAGGCCUUCAAGCUCAGUCUUCCGGACGGCAAGACCGUGUCCGGCCUCCACAGCAUCCCGCCGGCCACCGACGGAACCGGAACCCGCCCGGUUCACCGCCCGCUCCUCGUUGGACUUCAUGGCGGCUGCUUCUCGAGCGCGUACUUUGACGUUGACGACUACAGCGCCCGCCACGUCAGUGCCGCCACGGGGGUGCCCUUUGUCGCCAUAGACCGCCCGGGCUACAUCGACACGUCUCCCGUCGAGACGAUCCCCGAGACCUCGUCCUUUCACGAAGAAUGGGGCAUUUUCCUCCACAGGUCCAUCUUGCCGGCGCUCUGGGACGAGUUCGGCGUUCCCAACGGAUGCUCUUCGAUUGCGCUGCACUGCCACUCGCUUGGCGCGCCGGGCGGCUGCGUCGCGGCCGCCUUGCACGGUGGCGAGGCGUCGCCGGCCUACCCACUCGCGGCCGUCACCAUCUCGGGCUUCGGCAACGCUGUGAGCAACCUCCGCACCAAAGACUUCACACCGCCGGACGAUCCGCCGCCGCGGACCAUUUCGUUCCCGUACCACAUCAAGGACGCGCUCAUGUUCCCGCCGGGGACCGCUGACCCGGACGUGCUGGCGCAAACCAGCCGCCUCGACCGGCCGAUGCCUUACCGGGAGAUGGCCGACAUGCGCAGCAGGUGGCUCGCCACGUGGCGGGACAGAUUCGCGGGCAAGAUCCGGGCACCCGUCCUGGUUGCGCUGGCGGGGCGGGACGGCCUCUGGCUCACCGGCGACGAGGAUUUGCGCGAGUACGCGGCGGCUUUCACGGGGAGUAGACGCGUCGAGGGCAGCGUGAUCCCCGGGGCGCCGCAUAACCUGGAGAUGAGUUAUUGGUCUCAGGGGUGGUAUGCUCGCGUCUUCGGGUUCGCCCUGGAGGGAGCGGCGUCUUUGGCCAUCGGCAAUGGAUCCGAAGAGGCGCCGGCGGAGCAGUGA